Limanda limanda (common dab) is the source of this 1242-nucleotide messenger RNA. RefSeq names its product probable G-protein coupled receptor 21. Gene Ontology annotation, cellular component: membrane. NCBI's taxonomy places the organism in Eukaryota, Metazoa, Chordata, Actinopteri, Pleuronectiformes, Pleuronectidae. The transcript has a single exon. Gene Ontology annotation, biological process: G protein-coupled receptor signaling pathway. The record is from RefSeq and is a predicted model, not a curated record. Gene Ontology annotation, molecular function: G protein-coupled receptor activity. The coding region runs from base 1 to 1242 and encodes 413 amino acids.
AUGAUGAAUUUUUCCCUGGAUCCACUGAACCUGAGCUCCGCUGACCCAUCAAACGCAUCUGCUCCCUUCUGCCUGCUGGAGAUAGGCUAUUCCCAGAUUUUCACCACCUGCCUCCUUGAAGUGUCUAUCAUACUCCUCCUCACUGUUCUCAUUAUUUCUGGCAAUCUGGUGGUGAUUUUUGUGUUUCACUGUGCCCCCUUGCUGAGCCAGCACACCACCAGUGCUUUCAUCCAGACUAUGGCGUAUGCUGAUCUGCUGGUGGGGGUCAGCUGCCUGUUCCCCUCCCUGUCCCUCCUCCAUCACCUGCAGGGCCUCGACCCCAAACUCACCUGCCAGGUGUUCGGGUACAUGGUGUCUGUUUUGAAGUCCGUUUCAAUGGUGUCGUUGGCGUGUGUCAGUGUGGACCGCUACGUCGCCAUCACACGACCUCUGACUUACGCCUCCGUCGUAACACCUUGUCGAGUGCGCUGCUGCAUCAUUCUGAUAUGGCUUUAUUCUGCGCUGGUGUUUCUCCCAUCUUUUCUUGGGUGGGGUAAACCUGGUUACCAUGGCGAUGUGGUGGAGUGGUGUGCAGUCGAAUGGAGGACUAGUCCGGCUUUUACAAGCUUCAUUGUUGCGCUGCUCUAUGCCCCAGCAGCUCUCACCGUCUGCUUCACCUAUGCCAAUAUCUUCAAGAUCUGCCGACAGCACACCCGGGAGAUCAGCGAGCGCCAAGCGCGUUACCGGCCCCAACAGCUGCAGGGCCCAGGACUGACUGUGGGAUCUGUGGUCAAGGACAACAGCCCAGCAGAACAUGGGCAGUUCCCCCACUUGUCCCAACCACAGAACGUCCAACACCACCAACCGCAGUAUCAGGAGCCCACAUCAACAUACCCAGACAAGCGAUACGCUAUGGUACUGUUCCGCAUUACAAGUGUGUUUUAUAUCCUGUGGUUGCCCUACAUUCUUUACUUUCUGCUGGAGAGUGGAGGGAUCUACCACCACCCUGCAGCAUCCUUCCUCACCACAUGGCUGGCCAUCAGCAACAGCUUCUGCAACUGUCUCAUCUACAGCCUCUCCAACUCUGCCUUCAGGAAAGGCCUCAAACGCCUCUGCUCCUUCUGUUUACAGCGCAGGAGCAACGGCUUUGGGGUUAGCAACACCAAAAAGACUUUUGUCGGCUCCGUUGAAAAGGGAUGUGCGGGGUCAGGGUAUGGAUACGGCCACGGCGAAAUCAUAAUCGGCACAACAUGUCAUGUGUAG